CGGGACGGAUGCGGAUUGGCUGAGCGGAGGGGGGCGGGCGGCGAGCGCGGUGGGAGCAGCGGCUGAGGGAGGCAGCGCUGAGGCGGCGGCGGCGGCUGCGGCGAAGGACUAUGGAACCUCCGCAGUCCUGCAGAUUUGGAAGGCUUAAAUCCAGGCUUGGAAAGGCAUUUUCCAAUCCAGAUGAUUUGCUGGCUUAAGCGCUUAAUUAGGAUGGCUUUUGAACACGUUGGAUUAAACAUGGAAUCAGUACUUUGGUCAAGCAAGCCUUAUGGUUCAUCUCGAAGUAUUGUAAGAAAAAUUGGUACUAACCUCUCUCUAAUACAGUGUCCAAGAGUUCAGUUUCAGCUUACUUCUCAUGGCACAGAAGGAAACCAUCCUCAUCAAUUUAGAGAAGAUGCAGUGGCCUCCUUUGCAGAUGUCAGAUGGGUUGCUCAAGAGGAAGGUGAAGUCUCUACAAGGCUCAGGUCAGAAGUUUGGUCAAAAACAGCCCAGCCCGGUCCGGGUGAAGUACAUCGGUGUGGAAGAUCCCCAUGCAACCAGGGAUCCUCACCAAGCCAGUUAGAAGACGAACCAGCGUCCAGGAGCACAGUGACAGCAAACGAAGAAGCUCUGCAGAAGAUCAGUGCUCUAGAAAAUGAACUAGCCUCUUUGAGAGCACAGAUAGCCAAAAUUGUAAUCUUGCAAGAACAGCAGAAUCUGUCCGCAGUUGGGUUAAGUCCAGUUGCUUCAGCUGCUGUCCCUGGAGCACCACCGCCACCACCUCCUCCUCCCCCUCCUCCACCACCACCACCACUCCCUCCCCCGGGCCUGCAACGGAGCGUGUCUGCCAUUGAGCUCAUUAAAGAACGGAAAAACAAAAAAAAUUCUGGACAGAUUCCGACAGAAAAUGGGCCAAAGAAGUCUGAGAUACCAAACAUGCUAGAAAUCCUCAAGGACAUGAACAGCGUGAAGCUACGGUCAGUGAAAAGAUCACCAGAAGAUACAAAAGCCAAAGUAGCUGACCCUACAGAUCCUGCUGCAUUAAUAGCAGAAGCACUCAAAAAGAAAUUUGCCUAUCGAUACCGAAGCGAUAGCCAAAGUGAAACUGAAAAAGUGAUUCCAAAGACUGAAACAAAGACAAAGACUGAAGUAGUGCUGUUUGGACCGCACAUGCUGAAGUCUACAGGAAAAAUGAAGACUUUAAUUGAGAAAUCUUAACGUAUUGAGAUCACUACGUGAAAGACUGUAGAGCUGUUUUGUCCGAAAUCUCUGACGUUGCAAAUAGCACUAGUACCGAGUGGUCUCGUACAACGCGGAAAAACCUAAUGUGAAAAUGUUGAAUUGAGGAACUAAACAUUGCGUCUGAGGUGCGUGUUUGUACGUGAUUUAUCAAGGGGAGUAAGUUUGACCAUUGUACUCAGGUAUUAAUUUCGUAUCCAAACCUGGCUUUCUACUCAGACUUACGGGGUGGUUUUAGUUCAUUAACACUAAGUUAUCUCUACAACAUUCUUUGCGCAUAACUGACCACCUUAAAACAUUGUGUACAUGUUAAUAAUGACAGCGAUACACCCUUAAGUUAAUCAGUCAUUUGAGCUCCAAUGAUGACUUGCACUAUAAAGUUUAGUUUGAUACUGAAUUUUUCGUGUAAAAGUGUUUCUUUUAAACUCAGUUUUAGCGAAUUUUUAGCCCAAAUUAAAACUGAACACAUUCUGCUUGAUGGCGAAACAAAGUCAAAACAUGAACCUGCUGCAAAGGUCACCUGGUAUGAGAUAUUUUAAAUAGUAGCACAUUCUUGGUGUUUUGUGGUUUUUUUCCCCCCAAAAUGAGUUUGUGAGCUUGCAAAAGUCAGACAGCAAAACCGAUCUGUAUCAUCUUGUGGCCAACACGAGCGCAUGAAGAGUGAAUCAUGUGGAGGGAGCCUCUGUGACUAGCUAGUGCAAUGAAUUUGAAAUAACCAGUAGAUAGCAGCAGAGUAAAACGAUUAGUGUCAGAGUAUGUGUUAACUAGCGUAGGAGUGAUGUAAAGGAAAAAAAGGUACAAAGUACUGUGGGGUGCAAGUUGCCAAAAGUAUAUCGCUCAUCUCAGCUGUGCUAAGAGAUGCUCAUCGACACCUUUUUAUUCCCAGUGGCCUUUGGGUCCCUGGAUAGGAUUUUAGCAGGUGGGGACUGCACAAGCCCUCACGGUCCUAUUGGCAGGGAAGCGAUGGUAGGAGCUGUUGCACAUAAUCUGUUUUCCAGGGGAGGUCCUUUGGGGAUUUCCCAGAGCAGCUUCUUGCUGCCAGACCUGUACAGGGCUGGGUCACUGACCAGCCAACCCCCUGAGCUCAGGCCUCUAUCCACAAAUGUCAGGGGCUCAAACUAAAAAUAAAAUCCAGACUGAAGAAAGCUGCUCAGCAACCAGAGCGCUGUAACUCAGCUGCACGCUCAGGUGAAGCCAAGGUUUGCUCUGACUGUGGAUAAACUUAGAAAAGCCAAGCCUGGCUAGUUCAUGUUCUAAGUUUAUCUGGCUACUGGAACAAGUACAAGUGCCUUUUAGAGCUGCUGUUUUCUAGGAAAAGAAAAACGCAGCGUGUUUUACGUAGAGACAGCUGAAUGGCUCCAGUUAGGUUACUGAAGAUGACUAAAGCUUUGCUGCUUAUAACUGGAACGUAGAUUGUAUGAUCAAGGAAGAUGUUUUCUGGUGUGAAACUUGAAAUGGUGUUAAUAUGUACACGAUAUAAAUUCCUUUCAAAAUGCUUGGCCAUCAGUUUUACUGAUAGGCCGUUAAAUCUUCAUGUUCUUUUAAAUGCCUUUAAAACACUUUUUUUGAAAGAUACUUUUGGGCUCAAGUUUUGUAUUUAACGCUCUAUAUUGCCACUAUGUAAAAAUAAAAGCAGUUAAAAUAAA
This is a messenger RNA of Cygnus olor (mute swan), 2864 nucleotides long. RefSeq names its product mitochondrial fission regulator 1 (gene MTFR1). Lineage: Eukaryota; Metazoa; Chordata; Aves; Anseriformes; Anatidae. Gene Ontology annotation, biological process: mitochondrial fission; aerobic respiration. The transcript has 9 exons. The coding region runs from base 181 to 1197 and encodes 338 amino acids. The record is from RefSeq and is a predicted model, not a curated record. Gene Ontology annotation, cellular component: mitochondrion.